UUCCAUGUCAAAUGUAUUGAACCUUCAUGAAUCACUUCAUUAUUUGGUCUUCUUAAAGAACCUUUUCUACCUUUGAUCUCUUAUCAUUAAGGAACUAUCCUCUUCCUCUUCACACAAUAUACAAACACCACUUUGACUAAUUUGUUCAUUAACCUUACCUGACUUCACAUUUCUCAACAUAAUUUCAUGGCAUUCAAGUCGGAGCCUUGAUCUUAUCUAACCCCUCACCCGACUGAAUACCAGCACCAGCUACCAGCACCAGCGAGCUUCGAACUUCCAACUUCUUCGAACCUGGAAGAGAUACAACAUAUCGAAACAUUCAUUGGGAGAGAUUGAAUAGUCAGAGGAAGCUAAAAGAUUUGGCAAGAUGAUUUCGGGACGUGGUAGAGCUAGAAUUCGUGCGCCUCGUAGGGCCUUUGGCCGUGCCGGCGAAAAAAACGAGUUCGAGAUCCAAUGGGAGAUUUUACAAAAUGCACUUCAGGAAAUCCAUGAAAAAAAUGCAGGAACACUAUCCUUCGAACAAUUGUACCGGGCAUCUUAUAAGAUCGUUCUGAGGAAAGACGGCGAUUUACUGUACGAACGAGUCAAGGUUUUCGAGGAGCAAUGGUUCGCGGGGAAAGUUAUGCCAGCUAUUAGGAAACUCAUUACUUCAAAUUUGGUCAAUGUCGCUGCUGGUGGCGUUUCUGGAACUGCCGCCAACGAACGAAGACUUACCGGUGAACAAUUUCUAGAAGGACUCAAGGCUUCAUGGACAGAUCACAAUCUAUGUAUGGGUAUGACAACUGAUGUCCUCAUGUAUAUGGAUCGAGUUUAUUGUGGCGACAAUCGCAAGGCUUCAAUUUACACCACAGCUAUGGGACUUUUCCGGGAUCACAUUUUACGUUCACCACUUCUGGACAAUUCAAGCAUGAUCACUUUUGAUAUUCUAAAUUCGGUUAUAUUGGAUCAGAUUGGAAUGGAGAGAGAGGGUGAUGUCAUCAAUCGACAUUUAAUUCGUUCUGUCAUUUAUAUGCUGGAGGGUCUCUACGAAACCGACGCAGAAAACGAAAGUGAGAAGCUAUACAUUACUGUAUUUGAACCCGUAUUUUUAGCAGCUAGCAGAAAGUUUUACCAAGCAGAAUGUCAAACGUUGUUGAGGGAUUCACCUGCCAGUACCUGGUUACGUCAAGCAAAGAGACGACUCGAUGAGGAAGCUGAUAGGUGUGAUACGACUAUCGCCCAUUUCACAAGUAGGAAGAUACAAAAAGUUGUCGAACAAGAAUUGAUCAGCAGUCAUCUGAAUGAAUUCCUUGCGAUGGAAGGAAGUGGUUUACAAGCCAUGAUUGAAAAUGACCGAUUUGAAGAUUUAUCCAUUCUGUAUCAACUUAUUACUAGGAUAGAUGCAGGUAGAGGACCGCUGAAAACCGCACUACAAGGUCGCGUAGUACAACUCGGUUUGGAAAUCAACAAAAUCAUCGCUAGUGGAGACUUCGAAACUCCUGUCGCUGAGGAUGCCAAGCCUGAAGCAGAAGAGGAUGAAGCGGAUGGUGCGAAGAAGAAGGCUAAACCAAUGAAUGCUGCGGCGAAGCAAACCCUUGCAGCCAUCAAGUGGGUUGAUGAGGUCUUACGAUUGAAGGACAAAUUUGACAAUAUGUGGAAGAAAUGUUUCAAUGAAGAUACCAUUCUGGAAACAGCUAUCACUAAGAGCUUUUCGGAUUUUAUUAACCUUUUCGAUCGCUGUUCCGAGUUCGUCUCCUUAUUUAUCGACGAUAACCUGAAGCGUGGUAUCAAGGGCAAAACCGAGGUUGAGAUCGACGAAGUAUUAGACAAGGCCACCACUUUACUUCGAUAUAUCCAGGACAAAGAUAUGUUUGAAAGAUAUUACAAGAAACAUCUUGCGAAACGUUUACUACUCAACAAAUCCGAAAGUACUGAUGUGGAGAAGCAAAUGAUUACUCGGAUGAAGUUGGAAAUCGGAAAUUCAUUUACAACUAAGCUGGAAGGAAUGUUCAAGGAUGUUACCAUGUCCGAAGAACUUACCCAGAACUACAGAAAGCAUAUCGAAAACGUUGGAGAUAAGGACCGAAAGCCAAUCGAAUUAUCUGCUAUUGUUCUUUCUACCAAUUGUUGGCCUACGGAAAUCAUUGGUGGCAUUCCUUCAUCAGAAGACGGACCUCGACAAUACUGCAAUUGGCCUCUGGAACUACAGAAACUACAAGAUUCCUUCAAGGCAUUCUAUCUCAAAGAUCGAAAUGGUAGAAUGUUGACCUGGUUGGGUAACCUAGGAAAUGCUGAUAUUAAAUGUCAUUUCCCAGCCAUUCCAGGAGAAACAGGUCCGAAGGGUAAGGAUAGAAAGUAUGAACUAAAUGUGAAUACUUAUGGCAUGAUCAUUUUGAUGCUUUUUAAUGAUCUACCAGAUGGUGCAACUUUAUCAUAUGAAGAAAUUCAAGAACGUUUGAAUAUUAGCGAUAAAGACUUACCACGUGCUUUGAUGCAACUCUCUGGUCCACCAAAAUCUCGAGUUCUUCUUAAGAAACCUGGAAAACCUAAUGAAUUACCUACAAUGGGUGAUGUUUUUACAUUCAACACCGGGUUUGUUAGUAAAGCUCAUAAAAUUAAGGUUCAAGCAAUGGGUGGACAAAGUAGUAAGGUCGAAGGAGCUGAAGAAAGAAGAUUGACCGAAGAAAGAAAUGAUGAACAUCGAGGAAGUGUUAUGGACACGGUUAUUGUCCGGAUCAUGAAAGCACGUAAAGAAUGUCCUCAUCAACAACUCGUUACAGAAGUCAUUUCACAACUUUCACAACGCUUCCAACCUAACAUCAACAUGAUGAAACGACGUAUUGAAAGUUUGAUCGAAAGAGAUUAUUUGGAGAGAAUCGAAGAUGCUAAAGUACCUACUUAUAAGUAUUUGGCUUGAUUCUUCUCAUUCGAAUUUUCCUUCGUGUCGAAUAUUUUCAUGGCUUUGGGUGGCUGGAUAGAAUGUAUCCACAUGCGUUCGGGGAUCUUUGGUAAAUUUCUGCUUUUGCGGUUGAUUGCAUUGGACUUGACUUGAUAUGAUAAGUCUUUCCAUGUCAUUUUCACAUCAUGCUCAUAGGAUUGCAUAGCAUAGCAUAGCAUAGCAUUUCUUGCAAACUGGUGCUGGGGUGUUGAAAAAUAGGUAUGGGAAUGGGAAUGGGAGAUGGAUGAAUUUUUUUUCUUUUCUGUUUUUGAUUUCUUCUUUUUGAAAGAAAGAAAGAAGGAUUGGCGUAUGGUAUGACAUGGCAUGAUGAUACACUUAAUGAAUGGUAUGCUGCAUAUACGAAUGAAUGGACGAAUGAAUGAAUAGGAGAUUGAUGAGAUGAGAUGAGAUGAUGUGGAAUUGCAUGGUUGUGUUGAGCCGUGAGCGUCUUGCUGUGUGUGUGAGAGGCGGGGGGGUCGGAAGGGGGGAGGAAGGGUAUAGCUAGAUAUCGAGCAUCUAGCAAUCUAGAGAGUGGUAGUGGUAGUAAAUGGUA
This is a messenger RNA of Botrytis porri, 3470 nucleotides long. RefSeq lists its product as uncharacterized. The coding region runs from base 368 to 2896 and encodes 842 amino acids. Gene Ontology annotation, molecular function: ubiquitin protein ligase binding. The transcript has 3 exons. Gene Ontology annotation, biological process: ubiquitin-dependent protein catabolic process; protein ubiquitination. Gene Ontology annotation, cellular component: Cul3-RING ubiquitin ligase complex. The record is from RefSeq and is a predicted model, not a curated record. NCBI's taxonomy places the organism in Eukaryota, Fungi, Ascomycota, Leotiomycetes, Helotiales, Sclerotiniaceae.